Gallus gallus (chicken) is the source of this 2635-nucleotide messenger RNA. RefSeq names its product poly(rC) binding protein 3 (gene PCBP3). The transcript is spliced from 16 exons. Bases 621 to 1730 code for a protein of 369 amino acids. Gene Ontology annotation, molecular function: mRNA binding. Gene Ontology annotation, biological process: regulation of RNA metabolic process; regulation of gene expression. Lineage: Eukaryota; Metazoa; Chordata; Aves; Galliformes; Phasianidae. The record is from RefSeq and is a predicted model, not a curated record. Gene Ontology annotation, cellular component: cytoplasm; nucleus.
GCUGCGGCGGCAGCGGGAGGAUGAGGGUGAGGAUGAGGAUGGGGUGGGCUCAGCUCGGCGGGGUGGGCAGGGCCUGCGGGGCCGGGCAGGGCGCACAGCUCCGGCUGCCGCCGCCUCGGAGCCAGCCCCGCCGCGCCCUGCCGCCUCCCCCUCCGCCCCUGGCCUCCCCUCCCCGCUCUGCCCCUCUCCUCCCUCCCCGACCCCCUACCCCUGCCCCGUCCUUCCGCGCCUCUACAGAGCCCGUCCGUCAUUCCGUCCAUCAGAGGCAGUGGUGACCAGCAAAACAAAAACCUGCUAAGGACCCUCUGCUUGAGGCUGUUUUAUUCCUGGUGCCAGGAGGAUGCUCCCGUGGGUGCCCAGUGUGCCGAGGUGUCACGCUCUAUUCCAGGUCUCCCCCUGCUGCCUGUGCUGCUGACCCCAGCCGUCUGUCCCUGGCCCCUAAAGCUCUGCAGGCUCCUGCUCUGCGCUCAGCAUGCCCCUCCCUGGUGAACCCCAGCCCUCUGAGGAAUCGCUCUGGAGCUCGAGGCCAGCCUGCAGGGAGAGGUGAUACGGCUGUGCCACUGCCUCCUCUUGUGCCGGGGCUCCCUCCCGCUGACACCGUCUCCCAUCCCUGGUAGGAAAUGGAGUCAAAGGUCUCUGAAGGCGGCCUGAACGUCACCCUCACCAUCCGGCUGCUGAUGCAUGGCAAGGAAGUUGGAAGCAUCAUUGGAAAGAAAGGAGAGACUGUGAAGAAGAUGCGUGAAGAGAGCGGGGCGAGAAUCAACAUCUCAGAGGGAAACUGUCCUGAACGGAUUGUGACCAUCACCGGCCCCACCGAUGCCAUCUUCAAGGCUUUUGCCAUGAUCGCCUACAAAUUUGAGGAGGACAUAACCAAUUCAAUGAGCAACAGCACUGCUACCAGUAAACCUCCGGUGACGCUGCGACUGGUCGUACCAGCUAGCCAGUGUGGCUCUCUGAUUGGCAAGGGAGGCUCCAAGAUCAAGGAAAUCAGGGAGUCCACAGGUGCUCAGGUUCAAGUGGCAGGGGACAUGCUGCCCAACUCCACGGAGCGGGCGGUGACAAUCUCGGGGACACCUGACGCAAUUAUCCAGUGUGUCAAACAGAUCUGUGUGGUGAUGCUGGAGGUACAGUCUGUAACAAAGGGGUCCCCACCAAAAGGUGCCACCAUUCCCUACCGCCCAAAGCCCGCCUCCACCCCUGUCAUUUUUGCAGGUGGUCAGGUAAGAGCCGACCCGCUUGCAGCCUCCACUGCCAACCUCAGCCUUUUACUGCAGCACCAGCCGCUGCCCGCCUACACAAUUCAGGGACAAUACGCCAUUCCACACCCGGAUCAGUUGACCAAGCUCCACCAGUUGGCUAUGCAGCAAACCCCCUUUACUCCCCUUGGACAGACCACCCCCGCUUUCCCUGGAGAAAAGCUGCCCUUACAUUCCUCCGAAGAAGCUCAAAAUCUGAUGGGCCAAUCAUCAGGUCUGGAUGCCAGUCCCCCGGCCAGUACUCAUGAACUCACCAUUCCCAAUGAUCUAAUAGGCUGCAUAAUCGGACGCCAAGGGACCAAAAUCAAUGAAAUUCGGCAGAUGUCUGGAGCACAGAUCAAAAUCGCCAACGCUACGGAAGGGUCAUCGGAGCGCCAAAUCACCAUCACAGGAACCCCCGCCAACAUCAGCCUCGCUCAGUACCUCAUCAACGCCAGGCUGACGUCUGAGGUCACUGGAAUGGGCGCACUCUAAUUUCCACCCACCAUCCUCCACUCCGCACCACCCGACCCUCUCCAGCCAAGGGCACUCCACCCAGCCUGUACAACCUAUACAUUUACUGUCUUCCCCUUACCUCCACAGAUACUCUUUUCUUUACUAACAGAUAUAUAUAUAUAUAUAUAAAUACACAUGCAUAUGCACCCACUGGAACGUUUCUUUAUGACCUCCUUACUGUGCUCCUGAGAUUGCUCCUGAACUCUUUGGUUAUGGUCCUUGUUUUCAGCGUAUGGUGUAAUUACUUCAUCUUCUUUCCAGGGGGGUCAGGGAGAGGGGGUUUCACUGGUGUGACUCAAGAAGAUGCCGCGUCUCCAGUGUCAGUCUAGUGUAGCUACUUAAACGUUUGCAUUGACGUUGGCUGUUCUUGCUGUAGCCUAUGGCCCCAUGACACCACCCAGAGCCGUGCUCGCUGCCCUCCCCGUGGUCUCCCCAGUGCUCCCCCUGCGUUUGCUUCACUCCCUGUCCUCCCCUUGCCGCCUCAUGCCCCUACCCCAAGAAUAAGGUGUAGUUUUUCACCCCUGUGUUGUUUUGGAAGCAGAAUGUGUGGGAGCCAAGCCUACGUGCAUGCAUGGGUUCACGCACAGAUGUCUCUCUUUGCAACAUGGCAGGGUCCAGACAAGCCGUUUUUAAUAUUCAAGGAAGGGAAUCUCACUCUCUCUCACACACAAACACACAGACACAAAAUUCCCUUUUUAUAACUAACAAGCAACUGGAUGCAGGAAGAGUUCAGCUGUACAGGAUUCACACCCCCAGGGGCCCAUGAAAGCACUCUUUGACAAUCCCCACAAGCAACCUUUGGACAAUAGCUCAGGAAGAUCUGUGAGCCAGCUGUGUUUGUCAGUGUUUGUGUUCAAUAAAUGUCUGUGCAGCUCUGCUACCAA